Dipodomys spectabilis (banner-tailed kangaroo rat) is the source of this 1989-nucleotide messenger RNA. It is a transcript of the gene Map2k6, whose product is annotated as mitogen-activated protein kinase kinase 6. Gene Ontology annotation, biological process: protein phosphorylation; MAPK cascade. The coding region runs from base 311 to 1315 and encodes 334 amino acids. The transcript is spliced from 12 exons. Gene Ontology annotation, molecular function: MAP kinase kinase activity; ATP binding. The record is from RefSeq and is a predicted model, not a curated record. NCBI's taxonomy places the organism in Eukaryota, Metazoa, Chordata, Mammalia, Rodentia, Heteromyidae.
GUCUGCGCACUAAGAUACUCAGUUCCAAGUUUGGAGCUUUUAGCUGCCAGCCCUGGCCCAUCAUGUAGCUGCAGCACAGCCUUCCCUAACGUUGCAACUGGAAGGAAAAUCACUUUCCAGUCUGUUUUGCAAGGUGUGCAUUUCCAUCUUGAUUCCCUGAAACUCCAUCUGCUGCAUCGGUCAAGAGAAACUCCACUUGCAUGAAGAUUGCACGCCUUCAGUUUGCAUCUUUGUUGCAAAACUAGCUACAGAAGAGAAGCAAGGCAAAGUCUUUUGUGCUUCCCCUCCCCCAUCAAAGGCAAAGGGGAAAAUGUCUCAGUCGAAAGGCAAGAAGAAAAAUCCUGGCCUUAAAAUUCCGAAAGAAGCAUUUGAGCAGCCUCAGACCAGUUCCACGCCUCCUCGAGACUUAGACUCCAAGGCUUGCAUUUCUAUUGGAAAUCAGAAUUUUGAGGUGAAGGCAGAUGACCUGGAGCCCAUCAUGGAGCUGGGGCGAGGUGCUUAUGGGGUGGUGGAGAAGAUGCGACACGUGCCCAGCGGGCAGAUCAUGGCAGUGAAGCGGAUCCGAGCCACUGUAAAUAGCCAGGAGCAGAAAAGGCUACUGAUGGAUUUGGAUGUUUCUAUGAGGACAGUGGACUGUCCAUUUACUGUUACCUUCUACGGCGCGCUCUUCCGAGAGGGUGAUGUUUGGAUUUGCAUGGAGCUCAUGGAUACAUCGCUAGAUAAAUUCUACAAGCAAGUUAUUGACAAGGGGCAGACGAUCCCAGAGGACAUUUUGGGAAAGAUAGCAGUAUCUAUUGUAAAAGCAUUAGAACAUUUGCACAGUAAGCUCUCUGUCAUUCAUCGAGACGUCAAGCCUUCUAAUGUGCUGAUUAACACUUUGGGCCAAGUGAAGAUGUGUGAUUUUGGAAUCAGUGGCUACCUGGUCGACUCUGUUGCAAAAACAAUUGAUGCAGGUUGCAAACCAUAUAUGGCCCCUGAAAGAAUAAAUCCAGAGCUCAACCAGAAGGGAUACAGUGUGAAGUCUGACAUUUGGAGUCUAGGCAUCACCAUGAUCGAGCUGGCAAUCCUCCGGUUUCCCUAUGAUUCAUGGGGAACUCCCUUUCAGCAGCUCAAACAGGUGGUUGAAGAGCCAUCACCGCAACUCCCAGCCGACAAGUUCUCCGCAGAGUUUGUUGACUUUACCUCACAGUGCUUGAAGAAGAAUUCCAAAGAACGGCCUACCUAUCCAGAGCUUAUGCAACAUCUAUUUUUCACCUUACACGAAUCCAAAGCAACAGAUGUGGCAUCUUUUGUAAAACUGAUUCUUGGAGACUAAAAAAGCAAUGGACUAAUUGGUUGACGCUGCUGCGGAUUGGUGGGUUUACAGGGGCGAAGCAAGUUCACUAAAGCGCAAUUGAAAGUCAUCUUUGAGAUAAUUGAACCUUGCCUCUUUGAGGGUUUUUUCUCCCUAGUUUCUUUCCUUUUUUUCCCCUCGUGAGGGGACCUUGGAAUCGAUAGCAUAGGAUGAACUCUCUCUAGAUGGAUGAAAUAUGACAACGGCUUAGGACUUAAAAAAAGGUGAUUAAUUAUUUAAUGAUGUGUCAUUGUAAGUCCUUAAGCUUCUCAGCUUUCUCCUGUUCUUUACAAAAAACGAAUGCAUUGUUGGCCCUGGCAAAAACAAAAACAAAAACCAAAAAGGUGCUACAGUAGUGAUGAAAUUGUAAGUAGAUGUGUAGUUUAUCCCACUUAUUAUUUUAAUAUUUAUGUUUAAGCGCUUGGUUGGAAAGAUACCAUUUUAUGCAAGAAAGGAGCUGCAAAAGAAGGAAAGGUUGGGUUGGCAAUAUUUAUAGGGCUUUUAUUUUUUAAGUUCAAUCAUGUUUGUGGUCCAGAAGAAAUUAUUUAAUAUGCAUCUUUAAGAAUAUUAUAAAAAAAAUCUCAAAAAAAAGGAGCUCUUUUUGUGAUGUGUCUAUUACAGUUGUAUCACAGCUUUGAAUGCUGCUCCCAAACUUC